AAACAUAUUUAUUUGCACUAAGACAACAGAGCGGAAACAGUGAAGUAAAGGAGAAGGCAUGGCCACAGCCAGCAGUUUUCUGACCGAAGACCAGUUCUUGUGCUCCAUCUGCCUGGACGUGUUUACCGAGCCCAUUUCGACGCCAUGUGGCCACAAUUUUUGCCAGGCGUGUAUACGACAGCACUGGAAGGACAAGGAGCAGUGUCAGUGCCCCUUGUGCAACAAAAAGUUUGCCAAAAACCUAAAACUGAAUGUCAACACCGGCUUCAAGGAGAUAGUGGAUAACUUUAAGGCCCAUCAAGCCGCACCAGUCAAACUGGACGAGGUGCCAUGUGACCAUUGUCUGGGCACCAAAUUCAAAGCUCUAAAGACCUGUUUGGUGUGUUUGUCAUCCUACUGUGGCGUUCACCUGGGGCCUCACCACAGAGAUGCCACCUUGAUAAGUCACAAGCUAACACACCCAGUGAAGAAUCUCUCAAACAAGUUAUGCAAGAAACAUAACAAAAUGUGUGACUCCUUCUGCAGGGAUGACUUGGUUCAUGUCUGUGAGCGUUGCGUGGAACAUCGCGGACACCAUACCGUGUCUUUGGAGGAUGAGUACAAGCAGCAGAAGACUGUGCUGCAGAGAAAAAUGUCCCACAUGGAGGAAAUGAUACAUCAGCGAGAGAGGAAGGUCCAGGAGAUUAAGGAAUAUGUGGCAAUCAGACAGAUGGAUAAGGACGAAGUUACACCAAAAUGCUUCAAAACCUUUUCUCUCUUCGUCGCUUCUAUCGAGGUGCAGCUGGUUAAGUUGAGUCAGGCCAUUGAAGACAAGCACAAAGCAGCCGAGCGACAAGCUGAAAUGUUGAUCAAAGAGCUGAAAGAAGAAAUAGAUCAACUGCACACGACCAGCAACAAACUGGAGCGCCUCUCACACAUCGAAGAUCACCUCGAGCUCAUUGACAAAGUUCGGUCCUUGCCGUCUUCCACUCCACACACCAAGAACUGGUCCGAGGUCAGCAUCAGUAGUCAGCACGGCGUGGCCAGAUUGGCAGCUGCCCUAAAUCACCUGGAGGAUACCAUGGACAAAAAAAUGCAACAAGCUGCUGAAACCUUCAGGACAUGUUGUGGAAAGCUUCUUCAGGAAGAACCCCAGGAGAACCCAGCAGAGCAAAUCACUGAACUGUCGAGUGUCCCAGAAGGUCACAGAUUGGAAGUAAUCCGUCAGCAGUAUGCAGUGGACAUUACCUAUAAUCCUUACUCUGAAAGUGACAUUCUGUUGUAUUCAGACGAUCUCAAACAAGUGAAGACAUUUGAUCUUUUGUGGCACCCAGGUACACAGAAAAAAAGGAGCAGCUAUGCCUUUGUGCUAGGAAAUAAGGGCUUUUUAAAAGGAAGAUUCUACUUUGAAGUCAAGGCCACAAUGAAGACCGGCUGGGACAUAGGGGUUGCCAGGCAGUCUAUAAACCAGAAUCGCAAAAUCACUGAUAAAUUCUGGAUCAACACCUGGGUCCUCAGAUUGAGAAACAGCAAACAUCUGAAGGCUCUACACGCAAGUCCUGUCCGACUGCCUUUCAUAGAAAAACCUGAGCGAGUCGGGGUGUUUGUAGAUUACGAGGUGGGACUGGUGUCCUUCUACGAUGUGGACAAUUUAACUCUCAUCUACUCUUUCACCGGCUGUGAUUUUAAUGAAAUAAUUUACCCAUACUUCAGCCCCUACCCGAAAGAUGACGGCUUAAAUGCGGCGCCACUGGUACUCACACGUUCCUUGCCUGCUCCAUACAGGAGACAAAAUCCACCCAUCAUGAAUUCACAGCGGCAACAUGACAAUGACUUUUGUAAACAAUUAUUUUUAAUCGUUGUUAUAUUGGUAAUCCCAUACUUUUGGUAUUUAAUAACUGGCAGUCAAGAGUAGGAUUGGCCAUCGUUGGCAACCUAGUUUUAUAUUCCCAUUCUCUCAGAAUCGUCAACAUUUUGAAUACUGAUUCCUAUUUUCGAUGCUCAGCUAACUUUAUGUACAUGCACCGUUUGGCCUUGGUCCUCUAUGUCAGUAAUCUUUCGUCGCGGCAUAUAAAUUGCAAUUCUUAAGUUUUAUUGUCAAUGGUAGACUGAAACACAAAGCUAAACAUGUUACCCACAAAGGAAAAGCCAGCAGGAGGAGUCAUGCUAAAUGUUAAACUGGCCGCUAAACCAUCUUGUCACUAAGUUUAAGAAGGGUGAAUGGAUGCGUGUUACAGCAGAAAAGUAAGUUUAUACAGUAUUAUCAGGAAAUGAUCUAGUAGAUUAAUAGGAGUCUAGAGAGACUGGAUAAUAUAACAAAAACUGCUCAAUUGCUGACAAAUAUUAAUUCAUAAACAUAUAGUUGUGAUACCAAGGGUGGUAUAAAUAUAUGGUGCAGUACUAUAGUGCAGUGGUUCUCAAAUGGGGGUACUUGAAAAUAUGCCAAGGGGUACGUGAGAUUUUUUUUUAAAUAUUUUAAAAAUAGCAACAAUUCAAAAAUCCUUUAUAAAUAUAUUUAUUGAAUAAUAUUUCAACAAAAUAUGAAUGUAAGUUCAUAAACUGUGAAAAAAAAAUACAACAAUGCAGCUAGAUUUUUUUGUGGACAUGUUCCAUAAUUAUUGAUGUUAAAGAUUUUUUUUUGUGAAGAAAUCUUUAGAAUUAAGUUCAUGGAUCCAGAUCACAAUCCCCAAAGAGGGCACUUUAAGUUGAUGAUUACUUCUAUGUGUAGAAAUCGUUAUUUAUAAUUCAAUCACUUGUUUACUUUUCAAGUAGUUUUUAGUUAUUGUUAUAUCUUUUUUUCCAAUUAGUUCAAGAAAGACCACUACACAUGAGAUAUAUUAUACAAUUUAAUAAAUCAGAAACUGAUGACAUAGUGCUGUGUUUUACUUCUUUAUCUCUUAUUUUCAACCAAAAAUGCUUUGCUCUCAUUAGGGGGUACUUGAAUUUAAAAAAUGUUCACAGGGGGUACAUCACUGAAAAAAGGUUGAGAACCACUGCUAUAGUGAUCAGAUCGAUAUACAUCCUUUUCAGUAAUCUGUUUUAUUUUUUAUUUUUUAAAUCUUGGUUAAUGUUUACAAACUCCAGAAAUAAUCACCUUGAAGGCAAAAACCAAAUGAAAGAAAUGAGUAAUAGAUACUCAUUUUUGCUUUUGUUUAUUAUGCACUACUGACUUUGCCUUGAAUCAAACAAUUGUAUGUAAUUAAAGAACAUUUUUAAUUGAGAUUGAGACUUUUAUGAAUAGAUUGCACAGUACAGUACAUAUUCCGUACAAUUGACCACUAAAUGGUAACACCUGAAUACGUUUUUCAACUUGUUUUAGUCAGGGUCCACGUUAAUCAAUUUGUGGUAAAAUAAAUAAGGGACAGGUUUAAAAUUUUUAUUGAACAAAAAAGAUUAUGGUUGAUAAACUGAUAUUGUUGCAUUACCAUAA
Molecule: messenger RNA, 3409 nt
Organism: Nerophis ophidion (straightnose pipefish)
Lineage: Eukaryota; Metazoa; Chordata; Actinopteri; Syngnathiformes; Syngnathidae
Product: E3 ubiquitin-protein ligase TRIM39-like
Exons: 2
Coding region: 59-1894 (611 amino acids)
Molecular function (GO): protein binding
Source: RefSeq, a predicted model, not a curated record